AUGUCGCCCAGCAUGUGCGAAUCAUCGGUCUCCGGUUCGUCUAGCUCAGAUGAGUCGGACUCCCAGAUCGAGACAGUCACCAACGGCGUCAAGCACGUGAUCAUCAACGGAGACAGCAAACAGAUUGGCAAGCAGGGGAAGAAGGAAGAGGCAGAGGAUGACGAGCCUUUCGAUCCCGGUAUGAAGCUUGGGUUCAAGAACCUCUACUCAGGCAAGGAAGACAAGAAAGGCCGGUUUCAGUGGCAGGACACGGUUCCAGAAGACAUAGGCGACCCUGUAGAGAACAACGAGACCGCGAAGUGGGCUCUUCUGGUUCGAAACGUCAAAGUCUACAAUGACCCCAGGAGGGUACUGUCAGUCCAUUCGAUCGUCGUGCAAAGCCCGCUGUUGAAGAAGUUGCUCGCUGGAGUAUUGAAAAACUACCCUGGUGUCACAGUCGGUCUGAACCGCUUGGAGUUCUCAGGCAAGUUCGAACCUCUUAUCCAUCGGUGGGCGGAGCUGCAAGCGGCCAUCAGCAAGCUCGGCAGUUCGACGGAAGAGCAGCGAACGACCAAAGAGCAUGCGGAGUUGUUGCAGGGCAUCCUUGUGAAAGAGUUCAAGAGCUUGAUCGACACUUCGCAGGACAUGAUGAGCAAGCGAGUUAUGAACUUCGAGCUCUUGUGGACUCUCUAUCAGCCCGGGGCAACGAUCUUUUCGCGUCAAGACGGCCAAGAGACAGCCCUGACACUGAACACAACUCAUUACGGCCUGGACUCGAAAGGUAUUCCAUGCUUCUGGAUCACAGGCAAGUACAUCGACUGGGACGGCACAAAGUUCGGCACACAGAAGCUGAACGUAUGCGUUCCUGUCUUCACUGGUACUCGCGCCAUCGGCUCGCUGAAGGCAUAUCCAAUUGAAUAUCAUCAUGAUGCCGAGACCGUACACGAACGUCUCAUCGCGCGCGGAGCUAAGGCAGAGGAGCUGGCCGGGUCGAACUAUCGUGCGUAUCACGGCGUUGCCUGGAGGAUGGGCUCAUUUGGUACGAAGGACAAGUACAACGUCAAGGGUCGGAUCGUCAUCGACACAUACGGCUGGAAUCGUUUCAACCCCGGUAAUGCUGUGUACGUUACGCCACUGAGCCAGAAGGAAGCUGUCGCGGACGAUUCUGGCAGCGAGAUGGAUGAUUACGAUGAAGAUGGCGAGGAAGUUGACGAGAGUGAGGAGCAUCAAGAGGAGGAAGAUUACGACGGAGACGACGGUGGGAUGCCCAUCGAUGGUCGCUUUGCAGAUGAAGACGACGAGAGCACGCAGCCAGCGCCCCUCACCACCGAGCAGAAGCUCAUCUGCACACCUUUGCUUCGCGGCUACAGUCUGAAAAACAAGAUGUGGCUCAACUUCUUCGUCAAUUGUGUUGAAGAUAUUGAGUGGCAGAAGGAUGCCUUCGACCGCUUGGUGCUACCAAAGAACCAGAAGGAGCUCAUCCUAGGUUUCACCGAGUCGCAGCGUAAGAAUCGGGACACGUUCGACGAUGUCAUCGAGGGCAAGGGUCGUGGCAUGAUCAUACUGCUUUGUGGACCUCCAGGUGUGGGCAAGACGUUGACGAGCGAGGCGGUCGCCGAGGAGAUGAAAGUCCCGCUGUACCUCAUGAGCGCGGGCGACCUAGGCUUUGAUCCUCGUCAUGUCGAGACCAAGCUUCAAGACAUCCUGGAAAUGUGCAGUCGAUGGAACGCAGUGCUCCUGCUUGAUGAGGCCGACGUGUUCCUCGAGCAGCGGUCACUGCACGAGCUUGAGCGCAACAAGUUGGUCAGCAUCUUCCUGAGGGUGCUCGAGUACUAUGAAGGCACCAUGUUCCUCACAACAAACCGAGUGGAAACAUUCGAUCCUGCAUUCCAGUCGCGCAUUCACAUCUCGCUCGACUACCAGGAGCUCUCGAUCGACUCGCGCAAGACCGUGUGGGAGAACUUCCUCAACAACUCGACGCAAGAGCAUACGAUCACCGAGGCACAGCUGACCGAGCUUGCCCGCAUGAACAUGAACGGUCGCCAGAUCAAGAACAUCCUCAAGAUCGCGCGUCUGUUGGCUAGCAGGAAGGAGGAGAAGCUGAGUUAUGAGCACAUCUUGACCACUCUCGAUGUCACGCAGCAUCUGCACAACGAGAACCAGGCGAGUAAGCGCACGCAAGGUAGUCUGUAUGGCUGA
Macroventuria anomochaeta is the source of this 2178-nucleotide messenger RNA. Its product is annotated as P-loop containing nucleoside triphosphate hydrolase protein. NCBI's taxonomy places the organism in Eukaryota, Fungi, Ascomycota, Dothideomycetes, Pleosporales, Didymellaceae. Gene Ontology annotation, molecular function: ATP binding; ATP hydrolysis activity. The coding region runs from base 1 to 2178 and encodes 725 amino acids. The record is from RefSeq and is a predicted model, not a curated record. The transcript is spliced from 3 exons.